Messenger RNA from Lingula anatina, 1112 nucleotides. RefSeq lists its product as uncharacterized. Lineage: Eukaryota; Metazoa; Brachiopoda; Lingulata; Lingulida; Lingulidae. The record is from RefSeq and is a predicted model, not a curated record.
CAAGGCACAGCCGUUUCUGCAUAACCCGAGCAUGUCCUGGGCAUCCACGCAAACACGACAGCGGGCACGCUAAGCCAUCGCACCUCGCCUUCUCGCGUAUACGCUGCCAGGAGUGCGGCAGUCGAGGCAAGGGGUGUAAAAGACCUUCGCCAAGACCCGUGUGUGGGGAGAACUCCAAGUGCUGUAGAGUUAAAAGACACUCGAUCUACUGCAAGAAUAAUAUCAUUGAAAAAAGUUUACCUUGCCCACAUAAAUGGUCCUGUGUGUGUAAUGAGGGAUACAGGUUGAACACCUCUGAUCCAGGUUCCAAAAGUUGCGUUCCAGUGAGGCCCCCAGUUGUGUGUGGUAAUAAUACCAGAUGCUGUGAGAUAGUGGAUAACAAUACAGUGUCAAACUGUCAGAAUACUACCAAUGAAGAAGGUCAAAGUUUACCUUGUCCAGAACCUCUGGUCUGUGUGUGUGAAGAGGGAUACAUGUUCAACUCUUCUGAUCCAGAUCCACAAAAUUGCAUUCCAGUGAGGCCCCCAGUUGUGUGUGGUAAUAAUACCAGAUGCUGUGAAGUAGUGGAUAACAGUACAGUGUCAAACUGCCAGAAUACUACCAAUGAAGAAGGUCAAAGUUUACCUUGUCCAGAACCUCUGGUCUGUGUGUGUGAAGAGGGAUACAUGUUCAACUCUUCUGAUCCAGAUCCACAAAAUUGCGUUCCAGUGAGGCCCCCAGUUGUGUGUGGUAAUAAUACCAGAUGCUGUGAGAUAGUGGAUAACAGUACAGUGUCAAACUGCCAGAAUACUACCAACGAAGAAGGUCAAAGUUUACCUUGUCCAGAACCUCUGGUCUGUGUGUGUGAUGAGGGAUACAUGUUCAACUCUUCUGAUCCAGAUCCACAAAAUUGCGUUCCAGUGAGGCCCCCAGUUGUGUGUGGUAAUAAUACCAGAUGCUGUGAGGUAGUGGAUAACACUACAGUGUCGAACUGUCAGAAUACUACCAAUGAAGAAGGUCAAAGUUUGCCUUGCCUAGAACCUCGGGUCUGUGUGUGUGAAAAGGGAUACAUGUUCAACUCUUCUGUUCCAGAUCCACAAAAUUGCGUUCCAGGUGAGAACAGGCAGUUAUAG